AAUGCUUAAAGUGGGAGUCUUUAGGAAAACCCUAAAAUCUUUGCGGGAACCCUGAACCCUAAGGAGCUUUUCCCUCUAUCUUCUCUGUUUCGUCACCUCGCCGCUGCAGAAGCGACACUCGAUCUCGAUCGAAAAUGAAGUUCAACAUCGCAAAUCCUACUACAGGAUGCCAGAAAAAGCUUGAAAUCGACGAUGACCAGAAACUCCGAGCAUUUUUUGACAAGCGGAUCUCACAAGAGGUCAGUGGAGAUGCUCUAGGCGAGGAGUUUAAAGGAUAUGUUUUCAAGAUUAUGGGAGGCUGUGACAAGCAAGGUUUUCCCAUGAAGCAGGGAGUACUGACUCCUGGCCGUGUUCGUCUCUUGCUACAUAGAGGAACACCUUGCUUCCGUGGAUAUGGCAGGCGAAAUGGAGAGCGAAGGAGGAAGUCAGUGCGUGGAUGCAUCGUCAGCCCAGAUCUCUCGGUUUUGAACUUGGUGAUUGUGAAAAAGGGUGAGAAUGAUCUUCCCGGAUUGACUGACACAGAGAAACCAAGAAUGAGAGGUCCAAAGAGGGCAUCAAAGAUUCGGAAGCUCUUCAAUCUCUCCAAACAGGAUGAUGUUCGCAAGUAUGUGAAUACAUACCGCCGAACCUUCACAACCAAAUCUGGGAAAAAGUGCAGUAAGGCUCCAAAGAUACAGAGACUGGUGACUCCAUUGACCCUACAAAGGAAGAGAUCAAGGAUUGCCGAGAAGAAGAAGAGAAUUGCAAAGGCCAAGGCGGAAGCUGCAGAAUAUCAAAAGCUACUUGCCAGUAGGUUGAAGGAGCAGAGGGAACGCCGUAGUGAGAGCUUAGCAAAGAAAAGAUCAAGACUCUCUACUGCUUCUAAGCCAUCAAUUGCAGCCUAGGUUCAUGAUUAAGUUUUGGAUUUCUCAUGUCCGAGGUAAAUUUGUCCAUGUUCCUUUUUGGAUGUUGUGGUAUUGUCUUUUGGUAAAACACCCGAGACUUUUGUUCAAUGUUUUUAGAGGUUUUGUUUAUUUACUUUCCUACUUUUAGCAGAUUGCUACUAUGAGAAAGUUCAAAUUAUAGCCGAAUCGAUUUAUAUUAGGAAAUUUUCA
Nelumbo nucifera (sacred lotus) is the source of this 1094-nucleotide messenger RNA. RefSeq names its product small ribosomal subunit protein eS6-like. Gene Ontology annotation, molecular function: structural constituent of ribosome. Gene Ontology annotation, biological process: translation. Gene Ontology annotation, cellular component: ribosome. NCBI's taxonomy places the organism in Eukaryota, Viridiplantae, Streptophyta, Magnoliopsida, Proteales, Nelumbonaceae. The record is from RefSeq and is a predicted model, not a curated record.